AUGAGUAUUCAUGCGAAGAAAAUUGUAAUAGAUACAGGUGCUUACAUGCGGGCCACUCAUUUAGAUCGCUACGGCGAAAGAUUACAUACUACGCAAAAAGUAGCGUUGGAAAUACAAAAGUUCAAAGAUGACCCUGCUCUAUCAUGUUUGAGGUCAAUUGAAACUAUAAAUAUUGAGGAUCCUGAGGAUUCCGAUCUGGAACUAGUUAGAUCAUUUGCCAAAAGUACUGGCGAUUUACCUUUUUUAUCUCAGGCAGACAUAUCUGCUAUCGCACUAACAUAUAAAUUUUUUAGGCAAGGAGGAGGUACUAUCAAUUUAAACCCUAAGGAAAAUAUUGAAAUUUUACCAACAAAAUUUGCCAAUGAUAGUGUAAAAUCGAAGGGUAAAUUUGAAUGCAGUGGGUUUGGGUUUAACAAGUGGAUAACCAAAAAAAAUUUAAAUAACUUACCUGGUGACUUGAGUUCUGAUUCCAGCUCAACGAAUUGCAUUGUUGCUUGUAUGACAACUGAUUAUUCGAUGCAAAAUUUAUUGUUGCAUAUGGGAUUAUCAGUCAUUACAGUGAACGGCUUGGCAAUUAAAACCGCGAAGCGCUGGGGCCUGAUCUGCCGUGCCUGCUACUUUGCCACUAGCAAUUCUACAUUGUUGUUUUGCGAAAAGUGUGGGCAUAAUACAUUGGACAAGAUUGCCAUUAAUAUAUCAAAAGAUGGCAUUGUCACUGCAAUUGAUAAGCGAAAGUAUAUAAACACCAGGGGCACAAUUUAUUCAAUCCCAAAGCAGAAAGUUGGAAGGCAUGCCAAUAACCUUAUAUUAUCACAGGAUCAAAUGCUAAUGCCUGGGUUCAUCCACAACAUGCGUGCGAAUCAGCACAAGAAAAAGGAUUCAAUUGAGCACUUAAACUUGAAUGGAGCAAUAGUAGAUAUGGUUAAAAGUUAUGAAAAGCCCAGGAAUCCUGUUAUGCAUGGGAUCAAGAUAGGGUUUGGGAAGGGAAAUCCAAAUUCCAAUAUGUGGGUUAAGAGAAACAGGUUUAAAUAUUAA
This is a messenger RNA of Babesia microti strain RI, 1035 nucleotides long. RefSeq names its product NOB1, RNA-binding protein NOB1. Gene Ontology annotation, cellular component: preribosome, small subunit precursor. The record is from RefSeq and is a predicted model, not a curated record. Gene Ontology annotation, molecular function: RNA endonuclease activity. NCBI's taxonomy places the organism in Eukaryota, Apicomplexa, Aconoidasida, Piroplasmida, Babesiidae. Bases 1 to 1035 code for a protein of 344 amino acids. Gene Ontology annotation, biological process: ribosomal small subunit biogenesis; maturation of SSU-rRNA. The transcript has 2 exons.